Aspergillus terreus NIH2624 is the source of this 2571-nucleotide messenger RNA. RefSeq names its product H(+)-transporting V0 sector ATPase subunit a. Gene Ontology annotation, cellular component: fungal-type vacuole membrane; vacuolar proton-transporting V-type ATPase complex; vacuolar proton-transporting V-type ATPase, V0 domain. Gene Ontology annotation, molecular function: proton-transporting ATPase activity, rotational mechanism; ATPase binding. NCBI's taxonomy places the organism in Eukaryota, Fungi, Ascomycota, Eurotiomycetes, Eurotiales, Aspergillaceae. Bases 1 to 2571 code for a protein of 856 amino acids. Gene Ontology annotation, biological process: vacuolar acidification; proton transmembrane transport. The transcript is spliced from 4 exons. The record is from RefSeq and is a predicted model, not a curated record.
AUGGCUCCGAAGGACACCUUCUUCCGUUCGUCGGAUAUGAGCUUGACCCAGCUCUAUAUCGCGAACGAAAUAGGACGUGAGGUUGUCAGUGCCCUCGGUGAACUUGGACAGGUUCAGUUCAGAGACCUUAACCCCGACACCAAUGCGUUCCAACGUACUUUCACCAAGGAAAUCCGCCGCCUGGACAAUGUGGAGAGACAACUUCGCUACUUCCACGCCCAGAUGGACAAGGCCGGCAUCCCCAUGAGGUCCUCAUCCGAGUUCUCUGAUAACCUUGCCGCCCCCCUCACCUCGGAGAUUGACGAGCUUGCCGAACGGAGCGAGAGUCUCGAGCAGAGGAUUGCAUCCUUGAACGACAGCUACGAGACGUUGAAGAAGCGUGAGGUGGAGCUCACGGAAUGGCGUUGGGUGUUGCGGGAAGCGGGUGGCUUCUUCGACCGUGCGCAUACCCAUACCGAGGAAAUUCGCCAAUCCUUCGAUAAUGACGAGGCGCCCCUUCUCCGCGAUGUUGAGCAGCAGACCCACCGCGGCCAGAACGGCGACGCUCAAGGCCAACAGUCUUUCUUGGAGAUGAACAUCGGAUUCGUCGCUGGAGUGAUUCCUCGGGAUCGUAUUGGCGCCUUUGAACGUAUUCUCUGGCGAACGCUGCGUGGUAAUUUGUACAUGAACCAGUCGGAGAUUCCGGAGCCCAUCAUCGACCCCACCAACAACGAGGAGACUCAUAAGAAUGUGUUUGUGAUCUUCGCGCACGGAAAGAACAUCAUCGCAAAGAUCAGGAAGAUCUCUGAGUCUCUCAGUGCUUCGCUGUACAGUGUUGAUGAAAACAGCGAGUUGAGACGUGACCAGAUCCACGAAGUGAACACCCGUCUGGGCGAUGUGGGCAACGUCUUGCGCAACACGAAGAACACUCUCGAUGCGGAGUUGACGCAGAUCGCUCGGUCUCUUGCGGCGUGGAUGAUCGUUGUCAAGAAGGAGAAGGCUGUGUAUGACACCUUGAACAAAUGCUCCUACGAUCAAGCGAGAAAGACCCUCAUCGCGGAGGCCUGGUGCCCUACAAACUCCCUGCCUUUGAUCAAGUCGACUUUGCAGGAUGUUAAUGACCGUGCUGGCCUGAGUGUGCCCACUAUUAUCAACCAGAUUCGGACGAACAAGACCCCUCCGACCUAUAUGCGCACGAACAAAUUCACCGAGGCUUUCCAAACGAUCGUCAACGCCUAUGGUAUCCCGAAGUACUCCGAAGUCAAUCCGGGUUUGUACACGGUGGUCACCUUCCCCUUCUUAUUCGCUGUCAUGUUCGGUGAUUUCGGCCAUGGUGCGAUCAUGACCAUGUGUGCUGUUGCUAUGAUCUUCUGGGAGCGGAAACUGCAAAAGACCAAGUUGGAUGAACUGACGUACAUGGCCUUCUACGGUCGGUAUAUUAUGCUUAUGAUGGGACUUUUCUCCAUGUACACGGGGUUGAUCUACAACGAUAUCUUCUCGAAGUCUUUCACUAUCUUCAAGAGUCAGUGGCAAUGGCCCGAGGACAUCCAACAAGGACAGACUGUCGAAGCGACUUUGAGAGAUGGCUAUCGGUUCCCAUUUGGUCUUGACUGGAACUGGCACGAAGCUGAAAACUCUCUGUUGUUCAGCAACAGUAUGAAGAUGAAAAUGAGUAUCGUGCUGGGCUGGGCUCACAUGAGCUACGCCCUUUGUCUCCAGUAUGUCAAUGCCAGACACUUCAAGUCGAAGGUCGAUAUUAUUGGCAACUUCAUUCCGGGAAUCAUCUUCUUCCAGUCCAUCUUCGGUUAUCUUGUGCUCACCAUUAUUUACAAAUGGUCUGUGGAUUGGCAGGCUAGGGGACAGUCACCUCCUGGACUUCUGAACAUGCUCAUCUUCAUGUUCCUUUCGCCUGGGACGGUCGAGGAAGAGCUCUACCCCGGCCAGGCCAAGGUUCAGGUUAUUCUGUUGCUCCUUGCCGUCGUCCAGGUCCCGAUCAUGCUCUUUUUCAAGCCGUUCUACCUCCGCCGGGAGCAUAACCGCGCCCGCGCUCUGGGAUAUCGCGGUCUAGGUGAGAACUCCAGAGUCAGUGCACUUGAAGAUGACGGCGAUAUGGACGGUGGAGUUGGCGGCCGUGACAGCAUUGCCAGCGAAGGUGAAGGGGUUGCCAUGAUCGCCCAGGACCUUGGGGAGGAGGAGCAUGAGGAGUUCGAGUUCUCUGAAGUCAUGAUCCACCAAGUCAUCCACACGAUUGAGUUCUGUCUUAACUGUAUCUCGCACACAGCAUCCUACCUGCGUCUUUGGGCUCUUUCCUUGGCCCAUCAGCAGCUGUCUAUCGUUCUGUGGAGCAUGACCAUCGGUGGUGCUUUUGAGACGGAGUCUCCCACCAUGCGUGUCAUUAUGAUCGUGGUCACGUUCUACCUGUGGUUCACGCUGACUGUGGCGAUUCUCUGUGUCAUGGAGGGUACCAGUGCCAUGCUUCACUCGCUCCGUUUGCACUGGGUCGAAGCCAUGAGCAAGCAUUUCAUGGGCGAAGGAGUGCCAUUCGCGCCGUUCAGCUUCAAGACUUUGCUUGAGGAGGAUCCGGUGGACUGA